GACUUGUUUAAUGGCCCACGGAGCCACCUUUGGUGGGGUUUCAUUCCUGUCUAGUGCAAAAAACCCAGCGUUAGUCCAAUGUCAAACACUCAAAUAUCUCCAUCCUGAAACCCUUGGUAUGUUGCCUUUGGCCCCUGGGCUCAAUGAUUUCAUUCACCUCAUGAAAGUGGGAAGUUUUGUGUGUCUUAAAGUUUAGAAUAAUAACAUUUUAGGCAGAAUUGUUUGCAAAUUUUGCUCUGUAUCUGUCUCAAUGAGACAUUUCCCAAACAGACUUAAAUGCAAACAGGUCAAUAUUUUAAGCAACUUUUGCCUUAAUAAUUAAGCAUUUACUACUUUCACUCUCUUCAUGAGAACGGUUUGUCCCUCCCUGGAGUGCAUGGGAGAGGAACUAGCAUUCCUCUGGGAUAUGCUGUCACUGCAUUUAUUUGGGAACAUCCCAAAAAGGCCCUCACUCUCCUUGUGGAGUCCAAUAUACCAAGGGUUUGAAUAAUUAUGGUUUAAUUCAAAAGUGAUAUCUUCCAAGAGGUGCCACAUGGGCACUGGUCCUAGUUUUUUAUUCCAAGUUUUCUUGUUCAUCCUUGAUAUAUUUAAUAGAAUUUUGCUAAAUAAUAAACUCUUCUCUCUGUUAUUUGUGUGUGUGAUUUUUGUAGUGGAGAAGGCAAAUGCAAAGCCCUUCCAGAUGACUGAAAAACAGUGGGUCCUCUGCAGCUACAGGGGAUUCUAGCCAUUAACUAAAGGCCAGCAAGCACUCAAGUCCCCAAGUGUUUUCCUGGUGUAACCACUUGUUAACUACAUUUUCUCUUCUUCUUUUUAUUUUUACAUUUUAGGGUGUUACAGUAAUUUGAAAGGCAAUGAGCAGGGUUUUUGGAACUUACCUUAAAAGCAAAGUGCUGAGAAGACACCUCUUCUUACAGAAGUCUUAUUAAACUCUUCUAGACUUGCUUUAGAAGUAACUGAUUUCCAUUGUACUUGUACUUUUCUUGAUUUACUUCUGGGAAAGCUUGAAUUUAAUAAAAUCUUGCAGAUUAAGUUUGGUACAUGACCUGGGGUCAGACCUGUAAUCAAGACACUGUAAUGCUGUAGCUGUCUCUUAAAGCCUGGGGAGCUGUCUUAUCUUAUCUUUGUGUUCCUGAAUCUUAAAAGAUAUGAAAUUUAAACUUAACAGAUGAAACUUAAUCCCUGGAGUGUAGGAAUGUGCAGCGUGGCCUUUGAGCUGUGCUGCUUUCUGAGGGUACAGAACCCCCCCUCUGCAAUGGAGUUACUGCUCCUGCUGCCACUAGUUGAGGUGUAAUAGCAGAGCUGAAAGGCGUCUUGUCCUUGUCUGUGUGUUAAAUACAGCACCAGUCCAGCUGAGUUAGUGCUGGAAUAUUCUCCAAGGCCCAUGUGAAUAAUGUCAGUGUUUAACUCUUCCUACAAGGAUAAAGCCACUUUUCUCUUGGUCAGUCUCACUUUGUCCACUGUGGAUAAAUCUGGCACACAGAGAAACCUACCCAGUAGUUUUGCUUGAGAUUGUGUAAAGAAAAUCAAAUUAUUAAAGCAGAAUAUUGUAAUGGGCCUGUUAAAUCAAGGAGUUCCUCGUGGGCUGUACCUUGUGGUGUUUGAGCAGUUCGGAAUUUGAUGGUUUUGGCAUAUCACAAGAGAUAUGUUCAGCCAAUAAAGUAUUGCCCCUGGUUUGGUAAUCCCAUGGUUCUGUCCCUGAGCUGGAGAACAGUUUUCCCUUAAAAUUCAGACUGCCAGGGUCCCAGUUGAACAAACUGAGCACCAAACAGCAAGUUUAAAACCCCAGUGACACUGCUCAUGUGCUUAAAGCCAGGCAUGUGCUGAACUACUGUGAACGGGGCCCUCCUCUCUCAGAUUUUUACUGUGCUGAUUAAUCUGUGUCAAUAUUGCCUGUCACUAAAGCAACUGUUUAUUAUCUGUUCAGUGAAAUAAUUCCCCCCCUGUCCCAAGUUUUAGCUCACACAGACACUUUGGUGGUGGCUGUUGCUUUGUGUUAUAGAACUAUACACAAAGGCUACGGUAAGGUUUAGUAUUUGUCAUUUUCUCUGGGCUAUUCCUGGAUUUGGAAGGAACUCUUAAGGUUAAAGAUGGCUGGGGGGGGUGUUUAGGUUCUUUGGUUAAUGUUUGUUUCUUUUGUCUGUUUCUUUUUCUUUCAUUUCUACACAUUCAUGCAGUAUUUCAUGGUUCUAACAAAGCAGCAGUAAAAAAAGCUCUUGAAGCAUGAAAAUUAACUGUUCUUUUCCCUGGUUCAGCCUGAACUAUAUACCAGGCCCUGCUGAAAAUACCACCCAACAGUUUUCUUCUGCAGCUUAUCCAGUUUCUCUUAAGUGCCCUGUACAUAUUGUAUGUUUUAUGAUGAGAUGCAGUUUCUUAAUGUGUAUUACAGAAACACUACUGGUAUUUGCAAAUAUAUAGUAAAAUUGUUUUAUUGAACUCUCAUUUUGGGGGCUUGGGCACAUUAACAAAUUAAUCCAUCUGUAUAGGGCUUUUGCUGUUGGAUAGAGUAAAAAUACCUACACAAUUGUUUCCUGGUAGGGCCCUUAAAAUUCCCUGUGCAGAGCAGGCAGAGAAAUAAGACAUUUGUCUUAGUUGGCUGCAAGAUUUUGGGCCAGAAGUCCCCCCUGCCAUGGCAGUUUGUAGCAGCAUUCUUGGUACACUAAGCGUGGUACAUAAUGGAACAAAUGCAUUUUACUGCACAGGUAAGGAAUGUGCCACCAUUCCCUGUAUCCACCAGCCACCCCCAGACACACACACAGCCUUCCUGGAGACCUGCAGGGACUUGCAUUUCCAUAUGACACGUCAGCAAAAGCCCUACGCUUGAUUCAACCCCAAAUAUCCAUCCUUUCUCUUUAAGUUUGACAAAAUUUGUAUGGUAGGUGUAAAAGAAAACAAUAGUGAACUGUACCAUAUUAUUAACCCCUAAAUCAAACUUUUUUUGUCUUGUGUAUCUUGAUUUUUCUGUGUGCUUUGUAGUGAAGCAGCCGACACGAGUCGUUGUUCAUAAAACAGCUUUUGAAAGUUGAGAGCACACCCCUGGAGAACCGACUGUGCUUGCUUACGUUUGGUUCAUGACUUAAAAAUCGAGUACAGGAGUCAUUCCUGAUGAGACUAAGGCUUUGUCUCUCUUGGCACCAGCUAAUGCAGUGGCUGGGCUGCUGCCCGGAGGUGGACUGCUGCCCACUCCCAACCCACUCUCUCAGAUUGGUGCUGUCCCUUUAGCUGCUUUAGGAGCUCCUGCUCUUGAUCCUGCCCUUGCUGCUCUCGGGCUUCCUGGAGCAAACCUAAACUCUCAGUCUCUCGCAGCAGAUCAGCUCCUAAAACUGAUGAGCACAGUGGAUCCAAAGUUGAACCAUGUGGCUGCAGGUCUUGUCUCCCCGAGUCUGAAAUCAGAUACCUCCAGUAAAGAAAUAGAGGAAGCAAUGAAGAGGGUCCGAGAAGCACAGUCCUUAAUCUCUGCUGCUAUAGAGCCAGACAAAAAAGACGAAAAAAGAAGACAUUCAAGGUCGAGGUCACGCUCGAGGAGGAGGAGGACACCUUCUUCAUCCAGACACAGACGGUCCAGAAGCAGAUCAAGGAGAAGGUCCCAUUCCAAAUCCAGAAGUAGGAGGCGAUCCAAAAGCCCCAGGCGAAGGAGAUCUCAUUCCAGAGAGAGAAGCAGGAGGUCCAGGAGCACAUCCAAAACCAGGGAUAAAAAGAAGGAAGAGAAAGAAAAGAAACGUUCUAAAACUCCCCCCAAAAGCUACAGCACAACCAGACGAUCCAGAAGCACAAGCAGAGAAAGACGGCGCAGGAGGAGCCGGAGUGGAACACGGUCACCCAAAAAGCCCAGAUCUCCCAAACGGAAAAUGUCCCGGUCCCCGUCUCCAAGAAGGCAUAAAAAGGAGAAGAAGAAGGAUAAGGACAAGGAGAGGAGCAGAGACGAGAGGGAGCGGUCGACAAGCAAGAAAAAGAAAAGCAAAGACAAGGAGAAGGAUCGAGACCGGAAAUCCGAGAGCGACAAGGACGUGAAACAGGUCACAAGGGACUACGAUGAGGAGGAGCAGGGCUAUGACAGCGAGAAGGACAAGAAAGAGGAGAAGAAACUGGCAGAGGCCUCUUCCCCAAAGGGGAAGGAGCCUGGGGCCGAGAAGGGCAGUGGGGACCUCGGCAGGGAAUCCAAAGUGAACGGGGAUGACCACCACGAGGAGGACAUGGACAUGAGCGACUGAGCCCCCCGGCCACCCGUGUGAUUCUUUUAUCUGUACUUGUUAAUCCUCAAUCUUAGAUGUAUCCAGCUCCGAGCUCUCCAUGGUCUGUCCAUCCUGUACUAACUCACACCCAAAGCUUGAUAGAGGGACCUCCGUGCUCCGGGUGGGGGGGACUCGCUGGGGCCGAGGCUGCAUGACCCCCCCACAGCAUGGGCUGUGUGUGACCCCCCCUGUCCCCCUGUAGUGUCCCGGGAGCAGGGCAGGGAUGCUCCGGCUGCCUGGGGAGUGUGGCACCAACGCACACCUGGGGCAGCCCCUGAGCCUGACACGUGACCUCACACCAGGGUCAGCCUUGGAUCCCACCAGCUUUUUGUCCUCUUUGGUUUAGUUUUGGUUUUAAGCCACGUGCUGGGGUUGGUUUGGUUUGGUUUUUCUGGUGGGUUUUGUUGGCUUGGCCAGAGUUAAAAUGCACUGACCUUCCUGAGGGCUCUCAGUCCGUUCAGUGCCAUCUGGGGCGAGCUGGGAUGGGUUUCCCUGCCCGGAAGGGAAUGGAAGCCCUGCCCAGUGAUGGAGGGUUGGGGGAAGUUCAUCCCAGGUGUGGUUGCUCAGGAGCUCACCCGCUGCAGCAGGGAGUGCAUUUUAAACUGACCUUGGUUUGCUUUAAAAGCAAGUCCACCUGAUAAUGUACUUUUUACUUGAUCUCAAGUUGUAUAAACUAAUGAGUUUGUGUUCCUGUCCCACAGUGUCCCGUCCCUCCCGCACACAAUGACCCCAUGGAAUUUGCAGAGUAGUUAGCCAAGCUGUUCCUUAGUUCCAGCAGCUCCAGAGCUUUUACUUUUGUGCAGGUAAAGAGACAAAAGUAGGCGACAGUCUGUGCCAUGUCGAUGUACAGUUUCGGAAAUUGUUUUACAAAACUUUGAUAAUAAAACCCUGAAACUUAAACUCCUGUUCCUAGAAAA
Messenger RNA from Manacus vitellinus (golden-collared manakin), 5146 nucleotides. It is a transcript of the gene SRSF11, whose product is annotated as serine and arginine rich splicing factor 11. Lineage: Eukaryota; Metazoa; Chordata; Aves; Passeriformes; Pipridae. The record is from RefSeq and is a predicted model, not a curated record. The transcript is spliced from 12 exons. The coding region runs from base 3324 to 4208 and encodes 294 amino acids. Gene Ontology annotation, cellular component: nucleoplasm. Gene Ontology annotation, molecular function: RNA binding.